CGCUCCAGAUGCUCUAUUUUCUCGGCGGGCACGCGGCCACUGCCCUGCGGGGAGAGGGAUGGAGUGCCGGUCCCCUGCCCCGCCGCCUGGACCUUUCCCUGUGGGCCCGCUUUGGAAGCAAAGCCUCGGCACCGAUCCGGCGCAGCCCGAAAACGUACCGACACCGCCCGUGCCCACAUUUCUUUGCUUCUCGACCGCCGUAGUGACGAGAGGCGGAGCGAUGCGCACGAUACUGACGACAUUAGAGUGCGCCGCGGUUGCCGUCGCAGCAGCCGCCAUCGCCAUGAACAGCGUCGGAGAGGCUUGUACUGAUAUGAAGCGCGAAUACGAUCAAUGCUUCAAUCGCUGGUUUGCCGAGAAGUUCCUCAAAGGGGACGGCUCCGGAGACCCGUGCACCGACCUCUUCAAACGCUACCAACAGUGUGUACAGAAAGCAAUAAAGGAGAAAGAGAUUCCUAUAGAAGGACUGGAGUUCAUGGGCCAUGGCAAAGAAAAGCCUGAAAACUCCUCUUGACCUGCCUGUCACUUGGAAGAUGUCGGUAAAUUGAGAGGCCUCUGGAUUUUGUCAGCUAAGGCAGUGAAGCCAGCCAUGGGAUUCGAGGAGUUUAAGAGGAGAUUUUGUUUCUUCUUCUUAGUAUUCUCCUCUCACUUCUAAAAGAGCAGCUCUCACUUUUGCUUUGAGACAAUCUCACUUUUGCUGGCAUCUUGCAGGAUCUCCGUGUGCUACAGUGAAACAGCUUCUUGGGGUUUUGGUUACAAUACAUGGUUUGGAAUCAGCUUUAACUAAUCUUGAAUGUAAAUAAUGAUAAACUGGUCACGAUCAAGGUUGCCCGACGGAGCUUUGCUGCAGAAGGACUACCCGGGAGUCACUAUUCAUGAGCACAGUUGGUCGGGACCGCCUUUCCCUCUCGGGAGCUACUGCUCUGAAAGGGAUCCAAACACAACAGCGUCAGUCCCUGCUGCUGGCGGCCUAGGUUAGCGAAGUAGGAGACAGCUUUACUCAGCUCCUGCCUUAACGAGGUGUAGGAACAACAAGUGAAAGCUUCAGAAAUGACAUAAACAUCACUUUGGAGCUCACAGUGCUGCUCAUAGCUCCGGCACCUGGAGUGGCUGUGGAAGAAUCACCUACAUUUCAGCUUUGCUAUGACCAACUUUCAGCUCCAUGAUUAAUGUCAGUCUGCACAUCAUAUAAAAGGCAUCUGGCUAAGUGGGGGAAAGGUGCUUACUUGUUUGCCUACCGUGCCCUAAGUCUGUAAUCAUGAAAAUGGAAUAAAUUCUAAAAUUCGGAUUUAA
Microtus ochrogaster (prairie vole) is the source of this 1293-nucleotide messenger RNA. It is a transcript of the gene Triap1, whose product is annotated as TP53 regulated inhibitor of apoptosis 1. The record is from RefSeq and is a predicted model, not a curated record. Gene Ontology annotation, biological process: phospholipid translocation. NCBI's taxonomy places the organism in Eukaryota, Metazoa, Chordata, Mammalia, Rodentia, Cricetidae. Gene Ontology annotation, molecular function: phosphatidic acid transfer activity. Gene Ontology annotation, cellular component: nucleus; cytosol; mitochondrial intermembrane space.